AUGUCAAGAAUUGCGCGAGAUGGCUAUUCGGCACUUGGCCGCGGCGCCGUUAAUCUUAGAUUAAAUUCGGCCUACAUUGCACAAAGCUACGUAACGCAUGGUUGGCAGGCUCUGUCCGGUUUUGAUCUCGAUAAACUUCUCCACUUCUACACAAUUGCCGCUUUAAUUGCCGAACACAAGGAGCCCUCACUUAUCGCGAUUUGUCGGAAAUAUGAUCCAAACGAAAAAUUCAUUCUCAGUGUAUCCAUUAUUGCUGAUAUCGAGUGCUGCCCACAUACUCCACCACCAGAACCAGGUACAGCUCGGAAAAUAUCGACAAAUUUGCCGACGGCAGUUACGCGACCACUCGCAUUCUCACUGAAGCCAGCGCAGUUAUCACCAUCGACGGUCCUACAUGAAAUCGCUGUUACCAGUUACAGCCCAAACGACCAGUUCCGUUCUGCCGUGCCAACCGAAGUUUAG
Messenger RNA from Gongylonema pulchrum, 462 nucleotides. NCBI's taxonomy places the organism in Eukaryota, Metazoa, Nematoda, Chromadorea, Rhabditida, Gongylonematidae. The record is from the annotation of a GenBank genome assembly.